Molecule: messenger RNA, 2664 nt
Organism: Caenorhabditis bovis
Lineage: Eukaryota; Metazoa; Nematoda; Chromadorea; Rhabditida; Rhabditidae
Source: the annotation of a GenBank genome assembly
AUGGCCGACGAAGAGGACCCGUAUGCGCUCUCAUCGUCCGACACCGACGACGAAGCGCCGAAGAAGCCGAUCAAAAUCGAGGGCCGAACCGGCGAUUUGAAGCAGCUCAAAUCGGCACUUUUCGAGAACAAGGGUCCCGCGAGGGACGAGGCUCGCGACGAGGAGCUCGCCGCGUUGAAGUUGGCCAACGAGCAGCUCAAAAAAAUGAAAGAGGGCUUCGAGACGGGCACCGUGCAUAAUAUUGAGAAUGAGGACGAUGAGACGAGAAUCGCACGAUUGGAAGAAAGGCAAAAACUCACCGAAAUUGGAAAAGAGAAAUACUCAAAAUUCAAGACGAAAUUCGAGAACAUCGACAACGAUGAGGAUUUGGAGGCGCGUCUGAAGCGAAUCCAACGCGAGGAGAUCAGCGGCGUCGGCAAAGCGACGCUGACAUCGGCGAAACAACGUUUCGAGAGCGGCGAGAGCGACGUGAUCAUCGAGAAGACAAAAGUCGAAAUCGAGCGAAGCGCGGAUCUCGGCAAAAUGAAGGCGGCGUUCAUUCAGGGCGACAACAAGACGGAAGAGAAGCGCAACUGCUGCAUUUGCGAGAAGAUCGUGUAUCCGACGGAAAAAAUUUCGGCCAACAAGAAUCUGUAUCAUAUUCAGUGCUUCAAGUGCUGCAAGUGCGCCAAAAAGCUGACAGCCACAAAUUUCAAUUCGCACGAGGGCAAAUUGUUGUGCAAGGUGCACAUGCUCGAGGUUUUCCAUCCCGAAUUGGCCAAAACCAUGGAUCCCGCCAAUACCGAAGAGGACGAGCGUCAGACGUCCGACGACGAGGAGUUCGCCGUCUCGAGCAAACCGAAACAAUUGCACGGCGUCGUGAAAUCCGGCGCGAUCGCUGUUCACGACGAGCUCGCGCAGCUCAAAUCGCUCAAAGAGAAAAAGGGCGAUUUCGAGUCGUCGUGCAAAGAGGCCGAGACGAUCGAGAGAAAAACCCAGAUCGACAACGAGCUUCUCGCCGCUGGAAAAGUUAAAGCCAAUGCUGAAAGAUUCGUGUCGGGAGCCGCACUUGACGCCAAAAGCGACGACGACGACAGCGAGAGCAUCGAACGCGAUCCGAACAUCGUUCGACAUUCGAAGAAGGCGGCGCGCGAGACGCUGAAGUUCGACGCCGUCGGCGACAUCAAAAAUAAAUGGAAGGCGGGCAACGUGGAGACGGCCGAGUUUCGCGAGGCCGCCGAACGCAAAGAGCUCGAGAUGCUCAAAGGCGGACCGUCGGUGAAGGAGCGAUUCAAGGAGCGUAGCGAUGCCGACGCGACGGACGCCGUCGAGAGGAGCUGGAACAAGGACGAGCUCAACACCGCCGCAAUCGCCGAAGCUCGCAAAUCAUUCGUCGCCGGCAAUGCCUAUGAGUCGGCGAAUCCCGUCGAGAAGACCGCCAAAGAUCUCGACGAGCUCAAAUUCACACAGCUGAAAGGCGUCAAAGAGAGAUUCGAGAAGGGCGACGACGACGGCGGCGACGGCGAGAACGACGCGCACAAGACGACCGUCGAUUUGGGCGGCGGCGGCGUCCAAUUGGGCAGCAUCAAGGCGACGUUCGAGAAGGGCGCCGUCGAUGAGCCGACGAUGACCGACGCCGACGAGCGUGCCGAAUUGAAGAAGCGCGAAAUCGAGGCCGAAUUCCAGAGGUACAAGUUGGCGCGAAAAGCGGCGAAAGCGCAAGAGGAGGCCGAGAACGCCGACGAGAACGCCGACGUCGGAACAAUCAAGCAUCGAUUCGACGGCGGCGAGGCGUUCAAGGCGGCGUCGACCGAUGGCAAAACGAUCGAUGUCGAGGUGAAAAUGGCGGGCAAAGCGCGCCAAAAGUUUUUGGAGAUUGACGCGAGCGGCGGCGCCGCGCCGGUGGCGCCACAACCCCAGAAAAAGGCCGAGCCGAGCAAAUGGGACAUCGAGAAGAAGCCGAUGGCGGAGGUGAUCAAUCGGCGAGUUGUCGAUGAUGACGACGAUGAUGAGAAUGAUGACGACGACGCGUUUGACGUCAAGAAUCUGAUGAACAAAUUCAAGAAUAUUGGGGCGAGCAGCGAGCAGGUGAAAACGAGCAGCGAACACCGCGCCGAGCUCGAAUCGCUCAAGACCGCCGCCAAAGACUUCAAGGCGAAGUUCGAGAAGCACGCCGAUGAGUCGGAUGCGGCCGCCGAAGCUCGCCGUCAGCAAAUGGAGGCUGAAUUUGAAAUAAUGAAAAAGGAACGCGAGGAAGCGCAGAGGAAGCUCGAGGAGGAGCGUCUCGCCGAGGCGUCACAAUCGCAAUCAACGGAGGCGCGCGACGAGGAGGUGGCGAUAAAGCAAAAGGAGGCGAAAAAAGCGGAAAAAAGUCGAAUGCCCGAGAAGAAGAGCGGAGCGAGAUUUUGUGUGCCGCCGCCGGAACGAUGCGAUUUGUGCGCGAAAAACGUGUAUCGCGCCGAGCAAUUCCAAUGCUUCGGCCUUCUCUUUCAUGUCAACUGCUUUCGAUGCGGCGAGUGUCGUCAGCCAUUGAGAGUUGAAAAAGCGCAUCGUUCGAAAGAUGGUGAACUUUAUUGCGUUGUUCAUUUCAAGCUAAUCGAGGAGAAAAAAAAGCGCAAAUUCAUAGUGAAUACGGAGGACAAUAAUAAUAACGAGGAAGUGGGAAUCGAAGUCGCCGAUUGUUAA